This is a messenger RNA of Pisolithus orientalis, 624 nucleotides long. RefSeq lists its product as uncharacterized. Bases 1 to 423 code for a protein of 140 amino acids. The transcript has 3 exons. Lineage: Eukaryota; Fungi; Basidiomycota; Agaricomycetes; Boletales; Pisolithaceae. The record is from RefSeq and is a predicted model, not a curated record.
AUGUCCACGCCUUCAACUCCCGGUGACUCUCCUGCCCCAAUCCAGCCGAUGCACAAUCCUUCACAAGCAGCCCAUAUCGUGGUCCCACAAGGACCACUGGGUAACGCCACGAACGGGGCCACGAACGGGUUGGGGGCUAAGGCUCUACUGGCGAAGAGGAUGGCGAAGGGCAGCCACCCGCAAUUUGUGUCACCCACGGAUAACUUGCUCACCCCAGUUACUAAAAAGUUGACCGCUGCAAAGCAAAAGCACUUCGUGAAGGAGGUGAAACCCAUUGGCGACCUUUUUGGCUCCAAGGAGCGAUCCUCCGAGGAACGGGCAAGCGAGAGCGAUGCCGAGUCUACAGACUCUUUGGAACUCUCGAAAGCAAAGACAACCGCAGCAUCAACUGUACCAACAGACGAAGAAGAAAAUCCGUUCUAAGCCAAGAUAAACAUCUUUCUGAUGGCAGACGUUGUUGUGUAAGAGCUAGCGCUUCGAUUCCCUCCCUUCCAUUAUCUGUCGUCGUAUUAUUGCUCGUUGGUUGUCUCGCUAAAUGUUGUCCUGUACUACGUGUCUCUGUAUGUGGGUAUCCUUUUUGUCUCUGAUUGUGUUUUCUGUAUCGAAGUCACUUUGUUUCCCACG